AUGGCGGAUCUCGACAAGGUGAAAAUAUUAGUCGUUGGAGACUCAGGUGUUGGAAAAACGUCUUUCAUUAAUUUGAUAUGUCACAAUGAAAAACUUCGAAGUCCUGCAUGGACCAUAGGCUGUUCUGUUGAAACUAAGGUAUUUGAGUACAAACGAGGAACUGCACAAGUAAAAGAUUUCUUUAUUGAAUUAUGGGAUAUUGGUGGCUCUGCCAGUCACAAAUGCAGCAGAUCAAUAUUCUACUCAUCUAUAAAUGGUCUUAUCUUGGUGCAUGAUUUGACCAAUCGAAAGUCAUAUUGCAACCUUAGAAAAUGGUUAGGUGAAGUUUUUGGUGCUGGUAGAGAAACAUCUGGAAUGGGUUCUAGAAAAAUUUCCAGAGCAAGUUUGAUAACUGAUUUUGACAAUGAAGAUGAGUGUGAUCCUGAACAAUUGGCUGGUAAUCAAAUUCCUAUUUUGAUUGUUGGUACAAAAGCUGACCAGUCCGUAUUAUCAAAUGCAAGCAAUGUUCAUGAUUUAGCUGGUGAAGUUGGUGCAGAUUGUUUAUCUGUAGACUGCACAAGAACCGAACAACUAUCAACAGGAUCAACAAACCUACAGAAGUUCAAUGCUUUCAUCAACAAGGUUAUUGAAAGAAGAUAUUUUCCAAGAGAAAAGUCACAGGCAACUAUUCUGAUGGAUAACACUCGAACAGAUAGCUGGAAGGACAGAAGUAAUAAAAGAAAAUAUUUUUAAUAGUUCUGCAAUUUAAAUUAUAGUGAUAAUUUCUAGAAAUUGCAUCCCAUUCGCCAGGACACUUGCUUUACACAGCAUGACGUCAGGGGGGAACACUUGAGUAAAUUGGGGGGGGCAGCAAAAUGAGUUAAAACUAAAAACAUAAUUUAUAAUUUUGAGCAAAGGAGCUCAAAAGGAAAUAAGAUAGUGUAUUUAAAUAUUUUGAGUCUAAAAGGUAAAAAAUAACUCAAUAUGUACUAUAUUUGAAAAUUAUUUUUUUUGGGGGGGUACUGCUAUCCACCAUCCCCUAGUGUCUGUUAUUGUCUCUCAUGACAUCAAAACACCUUAGUGUUGUUAAGCAAUGGAGAUUUGUGCAGUAACUGAGCGUCGCCAUAAUCACUCGUAUGGUUUGUUUUGAGUUAUUUUGUUUUGUUUUAAUAUUAACUGGAAAAUUUGCACUUAA
Xenia sp. Carnegie-2017 is the source of this 1174-nucleotide messenger RNA. RefSeq names its product rab-like protein 3. The transcript has 10 exons. Gene Ontology annotation, molecular function: GTPase activity. Gene Ontology annotation, cellular component: endomembrane system. Lineage: Eukaryota; Metazoa; Cnidaria; Anthozoa; Malacalcyonacea; Xeniidae. Gene Ontology annotation, biological process: intracellular protein transport. The coding region runs from base 1 to 732 and encodes 243 amino acids. The record is from RefSeq and is a predicted model, not a curated record.